This is a messenger RNA of Lingula anatina, 2365 nucleotides long. Its product is annotated as multicopper oxidase 3. Lineage: Eukaryota; Metazoa; Brachiopoda; Lingulata; Lingulida; Lingulidae. Gene Ontology annotation, molecular function: oxidoreductase activity; copper ion binding. Gene Ontology annotation, cellular component: plasma membrane. Gene Ontology annotation, biological process: iron ion transport. The record is from RefSeq and is a predicted model, not a curated record.
GCUGCUGUAAGCUUUUCUGACCUAGUAAAGGGUCUUACAAAUAUCGCAUAACUUAACGCCGUAUGUUAGGAGCUUUUUAUUUCUAACAAAGCCACAAAGCCAGUAAAAUCAAUACUCCAACUUAGACUGGUUAAGGCCGUCCUUCACACAUCGCGCAAGGAAGGUUCAUGUAGUUUGGGUGUUAACGGACAUUAUGGGCGGUGAAAAGUUUACUGCACAGCGUUUGGUGUUCCUGCUUGUUAGCGUUAUAGUAUUUUCAGCGGUCCAAGCCGAUCGCCACGAGUGUGCUCGAGUUUGUCAGCGAAAUGUCCACAAGACCUGCGAGUACAAUUUUACCGUCGAGUGGUAUCUUACGCUAUCCAAGGCUUGCUAUGAGUGUCCAUUCAACCUGACAGACUGCCACCGCCCCCACUGUAUAGCUGCUGAUGGACAUAUGCGAGCAGUUGUUGCAGUCAAUAGACAGAUACCAGGGCCGAUGAUAGAGGUUUGUGAGGGUGAUACCUUGGUGGUGAAUGUAAAGAAUGAACUUGAGGACGGUGAAAGUACAGUGAUACAUUGGCACGGCAUCCACCAGAUGGGGACACCGUACAUGGACGGAGUCAGUAUGAUAACACAGUGUCCCAUUCCACAGUUCACAACAUUCAGGUACACGUUUAAAGCCAGCCCAGCUGGGACCCAUUUCUAUCAUUCUCACGUUGGCUCGCAGAUCGCGGACGGCCUGUAUGGUGCGUUAAUAGUUCGCAAACCACCGGAAGAUGAACCACAUAGGACCCUGUACGACGAGGAUCUCUCCAGUCACGUGGUCCAGCUGGCAGACUGGUUUCCGGAGCCAUCAAAUGCACGUUUCAUCCAGUUUGUGCAUAAAGAGCCUGACUUCUUUCUACCAGUUUCCUUACUGUUAAACGGGAGAUCUGAUAACUACGAAGUAAAACUAAGUUCCAACCCUAACAUCACGGCAAAACCCCCUCUAGAAGUCUUUCACGUGACCCAGGGUAAUCGAUACCGCUUUCGCUUUACCAAUGCUGGUCAUAUGAAAUGCCAGUUUAAAGUAUCGGUUGACGCCCACAAUUUGACUGUCAUUGCUGCCGAUGGCGUUGAUGUGAAGCCCUUGGAGGUCGAUGCAUUUGGAAUAAAACCAGGUGAAAGAUUUGACGUCGUUUUGCAUGCCAAUCAGUCAGUUGGUAAUUAUUGGUUGAAAGCGGCAGGCUUAGUGGACUGUGGUUUCUUAGCGCAUGUUGCCCUAGGAGUAAUUAGAUACGAUGGCGCAGCUGACGAAUACCCCACAGAAGACAGGAAGGCAAACAGACUCGGGAAGUAUUUGAAUCCCACCUUAAGUGAGCCAUGGAACCCGAUUGCAACCCACGGACCGGACUUUGACAUUCUCAUGGACGAGUUGGAAAAUUUCAAGAACGAAAAUUUUACCGAUGAAAAUGUGGAUGCCAAGUACUAUCUUGGUAUGGACUUUCUGCUUAAUAACAAUCCGAAGUUCAACCCUCCUAUUUACUACCCUGCCGAGGAGCUACGUCCACCUAAAACACAUUUAACUCCAGCUUUCGACAACAUAACGUUUGCGUUCCCUCCUGUGCCCCUCAUGACACAACCAGAUGACAUUGAUUCCGCCUGGUUUUGUAAUCACUCCACAGUUAAUACCACCAACUGCGGUGACGAUCUCUGUAAAUGCACACAUAUGGUGGAAUUCAAGCUUAAUCAGGUUGUGGAAAUGGUCCUCAUCAACGAGGGUAAACCAAUCCCAGUUGAGCAUGCGCUUCAUCUGCAUGGUGCAUAUUUUCGUGUGCUGGGCGUUGGAAAGCUCGAGAGUUCUACUUCGGUUGAAGAAAUAAAGACACUGCACGAGGAGGGUAAUCUAAGAUAUAAACUUAUAAGUCCUAGCUACCGUGACACAGUGAUCGUGCCUGACAAUGGAUAUGCUAUCAUACGAUUUAGAACCGACAAUCCAGGUGUCUGGCUCUUCCACUGCCAUUUUAAUGUUCAUCUAAACCUGGGUCAAGCCAUGUUGCUGAAAUUUGGUGAUUUUGCAGAGUAUCCAUCGAUUCCAGCAAACCUUCCUCGAUGUGGUAGUUGGGGCGGACAUGUAUACAAAGAUGCAACUCACAGGGACCAAUGUCCUAAACAACCUGUGCAGGAGUGUAAAGAACCAACCGCGACCGGAAGUCGUAGCCUGCCGCCAUUUUCUUUGUUUCAGCUGGUCAUUUUCGUCCUACAGGUCUCUUGGAUAAAAGCUGGGCUGUUGUAGAAAGCAUUUGCCUUUGAUAGACUGGCGGCGACACGCUGUAGUUCACUUGUAUUUCUUUCUUGUAAGAUUCUAGUAGUGAAAUUUCAUUAAAUGUCAUACUAUUAACUGACA